AUGACCGCCGUGACAACAGCUCCGAAAUCUGCCGAUUCCGCCGCCAUCGAAGGCUCCUCGGGCUCUCCGAAGGGUUUCUCGUGGAAACGAGGCGGUCUCGUUAUGAUAUUUUUGUGCCUCAGUGUUCUGCUCCAAGGUGCGACCUACAGUCACAUAACGUCGUUCUUCAACGUGUACGCUCUCGAAGUGAAAGGAAUCUCAUCGGCUGCGUACGGAAUCAUCAUGGGAUCGUACUGUUUCGUGGUUGUUUUCGUCACGCCUCUCACGGCGAAGCUCGUCAGUUUGAAGUAUUUCAGGGACAAAACGCUCCUUUUCAUCGCAUGGAUCAUCGAUUCGUCGUUCUGUCUGCUGAUGUCGCUAGUGUACAAACUCGGACGAGGAAAUCCAUUUUUCUUGGGAUCGCUCACUCUUAGAAUUUUCGAAGCGUGCGGCUGUGCGAUGGGUUGCAUGAUGGUGUACGUAAUCGUAGGACUAGAACUGAAUGAAAUCAAUCACAUAGUAAUCCCGAUUCUAGAGACAAUUUACGGAGUGUCGGUCGUCGUCGGUCCUGCAGUCAGUGGCAUUCUCUUCGAUGUCGGUGGCUUCCCGUUGCCAUUUUGGUUCAUGGGCGGGACCUUGAUGGCUUUGACGAUGCUGGGAUUGAGUUUCUUCCCCGAGCCACGGAAGCUUUCCCCGGAGGAUCCAGCUCCGGAUAGCGUCAGCAUAUGGACCGCUUGGGAGUUUCCCGUGAUCGUCAACGUCCUCUGCGCUAUGAACGCUUUCGUUCUGAUCUCUUUCAAUGAAUCCACACUUGCUCUGCAACUGAACAUCAAAUUCGGGAUGAGUGCCACCGAGUCCGGCAUGCUGUUCCUGUUCGCUGGCGGCACGUAUGCCUUAUCGAGUCUGGUGUUCGGGUUCGUCUCAAAACGAAUACUCGACCCUCGGUAUUUCGUUUUGAUCGGUCAAAUAAUUUCGUUGGUAGCACUGACGCUCCAGGGACCGCUCAUCCCAGUCAGGCAAUCGAAAGAGAUCCUCAUUCUGGCCCAGAUUCUGCUCGGAAUCGGUUCCGGACCAUGUUACGUAUGCUCCUAUAUACAGUCUUUGAGAUAUCUCUCGAAGGGGAAAGAAUCGAAAGAGUUAUACGCAGCUCUCACAGCGAUAUUCACACCGGCUACGUCGGUCGGCUGUACGAUAGGACCCUUGAUGGCAGGUUUCAUCCUCGAUUACUACUCGUACGAGACAGUGGUCGCUGUGAAUGUUUCGCUCACGGUGGCGGUGGCCAUCUUGCUGUUUUGUACAAUUUGCAUGGGUACCAAAACUUUUAAGGAGACCGACCAGGCUAACUCUGCGGACCGUGCAAGCGUGUCGAGUGCCGUGGUGAAACUGUAG
Messenger RNA from Galendromus occidentalis (western predatory mite), 1368 nucleotides. Its product is annotated as MFS-type transporter SLC18B1-like. Bases 1 to 1368 code for a protein of 455 amino acids. The transcript has a single exon. Gene Ontology annotation, biological process: transmembrane transport. NCBI's taxonomy places the organism in Eukaryota, Metazoa, Arthropoda, Arachnida, Mesostigmata, Phytoseiidae. Gene Ontology annotation, molecular function: transmembrane transporter activity. The record is from RefSeq and is a predicted model, not a curated record.